CUUGAUAGUUGUUUGUUUUUUAAUUGUGCUAAAACAUGCAUAGCAAAAUUGACCAUUUUAACUGUUUUUAAAUGUACUCUUCAGUGGCAUUAAGUACAUUCACAAUUGUACAAUCAUCCCCACCAUCCAUCUCCAGAACCUUUUCAUCAUCCCAAACUGAAACCCUGUACCCAUUAAACAAUAACUCCCUAUUCUUUCUCCCCCUGACCCCUAGUAACAACCACCCUUCUACUUUCUGCCUCUGAAUUUGGCUACUCCAGUUACUUCAUAUAAGUGAAAUCACACAAUAUCUGUCCUUUUGUGUCUGGCUUAUUUCACUUAAGCAUAAGGUCUUCAAGGUUCAUUCAUCCAUGUUGUAGCAUGUGUCAGAACUUCAUUACUUUUUAAGGCUGGAUAAUAUUCCGUUGCAUAUUUAGAUCUCAUUUUGUUUAUCCAUUCAUCCAUUGAUGGAUACUUGGAUUGCUUUCACAUUUUGGGUAUUGUGAAUAAUGCUGCUAUGAACAUGGGUGUACAGAUACCUCUCCAAGACCCUGCUCUCAAUUCUUUUGGGUAUAUACCCAGAAGUGGAAUUGCUAGAUCAUAUGGUAAUUCUUUUUUUUUUUGAGGCGGAUUGGCCCUGCGCUAACAUCUGUUACCAGUCUUCCUCUUUUUCCUUUUUCUCCCUAAAGCCCCAGUACAUAGUUGUAUAUCAUAGUUAUAGAGUUUUAGCUCUUCUAUGCGGGACACCACCUCAGCAUGCCUUAUGAGUGGUACAUAGGUCCGUGCCCAGGAUCCAAACUGGUGAAACCCGGGCCAUUGAAGCGGAACACAUGAACCCAACUGCUUAUGCCACUGGGCCAGCCCCCCAUGUGGUAAUUUGAUGUUUAAUUUUUUUUUUUUAGGAACUGCCAUACUGUUUCCCAUAGUGGCUACACCAUUUUACAUUCUUACCAGCAGUGCACAAGGAUUCCAAUUUCUCUACAUCUUCACUAACACUUGUUCUUUUCUCUUCUUUUUUUUUUUGAUAAUAGCCAUCCUAAUGAGUGUGACCUUGGUGGUAAUCUAGUUGGAUCCACAGAGUCCACUAACCAAGAGUCUGGCCCCUAUUGUGCUGAAAUGUACAAAUGUACAGAAAAUAAUAUGAUAAACCUCCGUGUACUCCUUAACCAGAUCCAACAGUCAUCAAUUCAUGGCCAAUCUUGUUUCAUUUAUAUACACCCUCCCUGCUCUCUUCCUCCGGCCCUGUGGUAUUUUGAGGCAAAUCCCAGACAUCACAUCAUUUUAUCUGCAGUCCAGCAGCAGUCUGCAGACAGGCAUUUGGAAGCCACUGGACCAGAUCAUUUCUGAGGUCCCCUUCAGCUCUAACAUCCUCCCUUGCCAGCACCCAGCCAUGGGGGAUAUGAAAACUCCAGACUUUGAUGACCUUCUGGCUGCCUUUGACAUCCCAGACCCCACCAGCCUUGAUGCCAAGGAGGCCAUCCAGACCCCCAGUGAAGAGAAUGAGAGUCCCCUCAAACCGGCAGGCAUGUGUAUGGAUGAGAGUGUGUCCUUGUCUCACUCAGGAUCAACUUCAGAUGUCCCGGCUGUGAGCGUUAUUGUCAAGAACACCAGCCGCCAGGAGUCAUUUGAAGCAGAGAAAGACCACAUUGCUCCCAGCCUCCUACAUAAUGGAUUUCGGGGCUCAGAUCUGCCUCCAGAUCCCCACAACCUGGGCCACAACUGUGGGAAGUUUGAUUCCACUUUCAUGAAUGGAGACAGUGCCAGGAGUUUCCCUGGCAAGCUGGAGCCUUCCAAGUCAGAGCCGUUACCAACCUUUAAUCAGUUCAGUCCGAUCUCCAGUCCAGAACCUGAGGAUGCCAUCAAAGAUAAUGGGUUUGGGAUGAAGCCCAAGCACUCUGACGGUUAUUUCCCACCCCCUCCUGGGUGCGGGCCUGUUGGGGCCCCAGUCCUGGAGGCUCUGUCUAAGUUUCCAGUCCCGGAGCUGCAUAUGUUUGAUCACUUUUGUAAGAAAGAACCCAAGCCAGAACCUCUGCCCUUGGGGAGUCAGCAGGAAGAUGAGCAAGGUGGGCAGAAGGCAGUAGAACCUCACAAGGAGCUGGAUGCCAGUCGAUUCUUUGGGGAAGCUUUGGAGUUCAACAGCCACCCCAGCAACAGUAUUGGAGAGCCCAAGGGGCUUGCCCCCGAGCUUAGUACCUGCUCAUCAGUCCCUCCUAGGCAGCGUCUUAAGCCAGCUCAUUCCAAGCUGUCCUCUUGUGUUGCAGCCUUGGUGGCCCUGCAGGCCAAAAGAGUGGCCAGUGUCACCAAGGAGGAUCAGCCUGGCCACACAAAGGAUCCCUCAGGGCCCACGAAAGAGGGCUCCAAAGGCAGCCCCAAAAUGCCCAAGUCACCAAAGAGUCCCCGGAGCCCUCUGGAGGCCACUAGAAAAAGUAUCAAGCCAUCGGACAGCCCUCGGAGCAUCUGCAGUGACAGCAGCAGCAAAGGCUCCCCUUCUGUGGCUGCCAGCUCCCCACCAGCAAUUCCCAAAGUCAGAAUCAAAACCAUUAAGACAUCAUCUGGGGAAAUCAAACGAACCGUCACGAGGAUCCUGCCAGACCCUGAUGAUCCCAGUAAGUCCCCUGUUGGGUCACCUCUAGGAAGCGCCAUUGCCGAGGCCCCAAGCGAGGUGCCGGAGCAUGAGGUCACUGCCUUGCCUGCAGCGGAGCACUUUCCUGAGGCGGGCACAGAUUCAAGGAGCCCCCAGGAUGACAGGAAAGGGGAUGAGAGCAUGACGAAGGCCAGGGAAUCUUCAUCUCCCUGUUGCAGCCCUAGGUCCCGGGUCCCCAAGGGGGCUGCCCCAGGCUCACAGAUGGGCAAGAGGCAACAACAGACCACAGCACUGCAGGUGUCUGCCCUGGCCCCUGCCAACCUCCUGCCCAAAGCCGUGCACCUGGCCAACCUGAACCUGGUCCCCCACAGUGUCGCCGCCUCAGUGACAGCCAAGUCCUCAGCGCAGAGGCGGAGCCAGCCACAGCUUACGCAGAUGUCGGUGCCCUUGGUCCACCAGGUGAAAAAGGCCGCCCCGCUGGUUGUGGAGGUCUUCAACAAGGUCCUCCACAGCUCCAACCCUGUGCCCCUCUACGCGCCAAAUCUCAGCCCACCUGCGGACAGUAGGAUCCACGUGCCGGCAAGUGGAUACUGCUGCCUGGAGUGUGGGGAUGCGUUUGCCUUAGAGAAGAGCCUGAGCCAGCACUACAGCCGGCGGAGCGUCCACAUUGAGGUGCUGUGCACACUGUGCUCACAGACGCUGCUCUUCUUCAACAAGUGCAGUCUGCUCCGGCACGCCCGAGACCACAAGAGCAAGGGGCUUGUCAUGCAGUGCUCUCAGCUGCUCGUGAAGCCCAUCUCUGCGGACCAAAUGUUCGUGUCUGCCCCCGCGAACUCCACGGCACCAGCAACCCCGGCUGCCCCUUCCUCCCCCAAACAUGGCCUCGCUUCAGGCAGUGCCAGCCCUCCCCCUCCAGCUUUGCCGCUCUACCCAGACCCCGUGAGGCUCAUCCGGCACAGUAUCAAGUGUCUCGAAUGUCACAAGCAGAUGCGUGACUACAUGGCUAUGGCUGCACAUUUCCAGAGGACAACAGAGGAAACCGAGGGGCUGACUUGCCAGGUGUGCCAGAUGCUGCUGCCCAACCAGUGCAGUUUCUGUGCCCACCAGAGAAUCCACGCACACAAGUCCCCCUACUGCUGUCCGGAGUGUGGAGCCCUCUGUCGCUCUGCCUAUUUCCAGACCCACGUAAAGGAGAAUUGCCUGCACUAUGCCCGCAAGGUGGGCUACAGGUGCAUCCACUGCGGGGUCGUCCACCUGACCUUGGCCUUGCUGAAAAGCCACAUCCAGGAGCGACACUGCCAGGUUUUCCACAAGUGUGCAUUCUGCCCCAUGGCCUUCAAGACUGCCAGCAGCACCUCCGACCACAGCGCCACCCAGCACCCCACCCAGCCCCAUAGACCCUCCCAGCUCAUUUAUAAGUGCUCCUGUGAAAUGGUCUUCAACAAGAAGAGGCACAUUCAGCAGCAUUUUUACCAGAAUGCCAGCAAGGCGCAGGUGGGCGUCUUCAAGUGCCCUGAGUGCCCGCUCUUAUUCCUGCAGAAGCCAGAGUUGAUGCAGCAUGUCAAGAGCACCCAUGGUGUUCCCCGAAACGUGGACGAGCUGUCAAGCCUCCAGUCACCUGCGGACGUGUCCUCAAGCCGCUCUAGCUCUCGAGUUUCCACUGAGCCCCCGGCCGCUAGUGUGGCUGGUCGCGGCAGUUCCUUGCCUUCUGGCCGCUGGGGCAGGCCUGAGGCCCAUCGCAGGGCUGAGGCCAGGCCCCGACUGAGGAACACUGGCUGGACCUGCCAGGAGUGCCAGGAGUGGGUUCCUGAUCGGGAGAGCUACGUGUCCCACAUGAAAAAGAGCCACGGCCGGACAGUGAAGCGGUACCCGUGUCGGCAGUGUGAACAGUCCUUCCACACCCCCAACAGCCUGCGCAAACAUAUCCGCAACAACCACGACACAGUAAAGAAAGUCUACACUUGUGGGUAUUGCACGGAGGACAGCCCCAGCUUUCCUCGGCCCUCCCUCCUGGAGAGCCACAUCAGCCUUAUGCAUGGUAUCAGGAACCCUGAUUUGAGCCAGACGUCCAAAGUCAGACCUUCGGCUGGACAUUCCCCCCAGGUGAACCAUCUGAAAAGACCAGUCAGCGGAGUGGGGGAUGCUCCAGGCACCAGCAAUGGCACGAUUGUCUCUUCCACCAAAAGGCACAAGUCCCUUUUCCAGUGUGCAAAAUGUAGCUUUGCCACAGACUCGGGGCUCGAGUUUCAGAGCCACAUACCUCAACACCAGAUGGACAGCUCCACAGCCCAGUGUCUCCUCUGUGGCUUGUGCUACACCUCUGCCAGCUCCCUCAGCCGCCACCUCUUCAUCGUCCACAAGGUGAGAGACCAGGAGGAGGAGGAGGAGGCGGCGGAGGUAGCAGUGGAGGCUGCAGAGCCAGAGGAGGGCUCCGGGGAGGAGGUGUCCAUGGAAACCAGGGAGAACGGACUGGAAGAAUGUGUCAGCGAGCCUUUGUUGGGCAACCCAGAGGCGAGGAGAUCACUGGGCCCGGCCCCUGAGGAGGAUGGUGCCCAGGAUACUCAGAGUCAACCACAGGCCUCUCAGGACCAGGACAGCCACGCACUGUCCCCUCAGGUGUGACCGGAGGCUUUGCAGUGUGUGCAGUCGGGGUGGUGCCAUGGUGUCCUCCACCUGCCGUGUGGACAGUGGGAAAUAAAAGGCUCUGCCCGGUGUUGAGUGUGGCCGCUGUGCCCUGGAGCAGUGUCUGCAGUGUUCCCCAGCCCCAGAAAAUGUGGGGUCGCCCAGGACCUCAGAGCUCUGAAUUUGCUUCUGUUAUUUAUGGCUUUGUGCUGCUUCUUGAUACCCCGACUCUUGUCUGUGUCCUUCCAACCCCAGGCUGCUUACGUGGCCCAACCCCGAUGCUGUCAACUCAGCUUGAAACCCUUCAGCGGCUGUGCUCUUCUGGGAGGUUCCCCGCUUGCUGCCUUCAGCCAGGGGCCUCCUCCGAGCUCUCUUGGCCUGCGGACGGCAGCUCUCCUUCCUGCCAUCAGAGCCUGCGAGGGCCGAGGAUACUCGUGCAGUCCCUUGUGCAGAGGAGAGCUCUGCCCAGCCUGGCUCGGCGAGGGCCCUUGGUCACCGUGCCCUUCUUGUCUUCUCUGAUUCUUUUCCCCAAAAAUAGUCCUGGAGAAUUAAUUGUCACACUGGCUCAUCCUGUCUGUGUGGGUGGGGGAAACUCGUGCAGCACACCUCUGUUUGGAACCCGGGAGAACAGGAAAUGCAGCCAGGGCAGGCAGGCACGGAGAGGCAGGCCCCUUCAGAAGGAGCUGGGCAUCCUUGUUCUGCUGCUGUUCUGCCUUUCCUGGCAAGUGGGGUUUGGGGCACACAGACAUUGGAAUAUUUGUACUCUUGCUCCUGUGCUAUUAGAGAGGCUGCUGCCCCAGGAAGGCCAGCCCCUCCUCCUCUUGGCUACACUCAUGUUGCUCAGACUAUAUUGCAAAUAAAAAAAUCUUCUUACCAUGCAGGUAGGCUCUUGUAUUCCUCUUCAAGUGAGCCUGGCCCUACCCUGCUCCACCUAAGGGUCUUUUCCAGACUUCCCUCAUUGUCCCAUCUCUGAGAGAGAACGAUGUUUCCCAUCUCUGAGAGAGAACAGUGUUUCCUACUGUCCAAGGAAGAUCCUCACUAGAUUCUGGGCCUGUGGUUAGGAAACCAGGGGCCUGGUACUCCUUGGUUCUCUAGAGAUCUUCUGGAAGGGUGAGGAGAGGGUCUUAACGGUGGUGAAGAGUCACCUCCAAGGUCUCCCCUGGGCUAGUGGCGUUGGCUUUAGGGCCUGUUGAAAUUUUCUGGGCAACUCCAUCUUUCCUACAAAUGGAUUUUCAACCUAAGAGAACCCCUUAUUGGUGGGGAGUGGGAGAGAAGGGAUAGAGGGAAGGAAUUUGGUAAUUUUCUCGCAGUGUUCAAGAGGCCUUGGUAUUUCCACUGCCACAGGGAACUCAGGUGUGGCAGAAUUGGAAUUAGACAUGGGAGGCUUGGCUGCCUUUUCGCUGAUGGCAGUUAGAGCCUCACCAAGCACAAGGAGCAGGCUGUAUGGAGGUGUCAUCUGAUCUCUGACCUGAGUGGCUGCUGCAGCCCUACAUGGGUGGGAUGUGGGACUGGGCCCAGGAGGGUCUAGUGCAGCAGGGGGAGGUCGGUGCUGGCUGAGUUAGAGGUGAUCUUUCAAGGGGGGC
Diceros bicornis minor is the source of this 6768-nucleotide messenger RNA. RefSeq names its product zinc finger protein 592 (gene ZNF592). The transcript is spliced from 10 exons. The record is from RefSeq and is a predicted model, not a curated record. Bases 1169 to 5185 code for a protein of 1338 amino acids. Lineage: Eukaryota; Metazoa; Chordata; Mammalia; Perissodactyla; Rhinocerotidae.